AUGCAAAACGAAAUAAUUAAGCCUGCUAAAUACUUCUCAGAAGUGGAGAAGAGUGUGCUGCUUGCAUUAGUUGAAAAGUACAAAUACGUACUUGAAUGUAAGAAGAGUGAUGCAAGAACUAUCGCUCUCAAACAGCGUACUUGGCAAGCACUAGCUCAUGAAUAUAAUUCACAACCCAGUGUAUCACUACGAGACUUCAAACAAUUAAAGAAAUGCUGGGAAAAUAUCAAGGCACGGACAAAAAAGAUAAUGGCACAUGAAAGACGGGAGAAGGUAAAAAGAAGUAUUAGUCCACUUAUAAAUACUCACAUCAUAGGGAGAGAGAAGAUUGCCAGCAUAAUGCCUGAGCAAAUGUACUUUUUGCAGAGCCCACCAGAAGAAGAUUCAGAGUAUCAGCCUGAUGCUUCUAGUCAAGAGUCAUUUGUUGUCUCAAACAGAGAACUCUGCGACGAAGAGAAAGAGCUGGUACAUUUCCCAGUAUGUGAAGGUACCUCCCAACCUGAGCCUUCAUGUUCUGAUGUCAGAAUAGCAGCAGAUAAGAACUACAGAAGUAAAGCAUCUCAGGAAAGUGCUCUGAAAAAGAUGCAUGAGGAAGAGCAUCAUCAGCAAAUGUCAAUUUUGCAGCUACAGUUAAUCCAAAUGAAUGAAGUUCAUGUGGCAAAAAUACAGCAAAUAGAAAGAGAGUGUGAAAUGGCCGAAGAAGAACAUAGGAUAAAAAUGGAAGUGCUGAACAAAAAGAAAAUGUAUUGGGAGAGAAAACUGCAGACGAUUACAAAAGAAUGGCCUGUAUCAUCCUUUAAUAGACCCUUUCCUAAUUCACCAUAG
Molecule: messenger RNA, 825 nt
Organism: Rhea pennata
Lineage: Eukaryota; Metazoa; Chordata; Aves; Rheiformes; Rheidae
Gene: MSANTD3
Product: Myb/SANT DNA binding domain containing 3
Exons: 2
Coding region: 1-825 (274 amino acids)
Source: RefSeq, a predicted model, not a curated record